UUGACGCAGGCGCAGACCGCAUUCAACCUGCCGCAUCUGGAGCGUCCGCACCAAAGAAAACCAACAGAGGAACAAAGAAAAACAGAAAAAUCUGAGAAAACACACAAUUUUUCAUCCCGUGGCCUUAAACACAAAGGUUGAGUGAUGAUGGAGAAGUCAAACAGCCAAUACGACUCCUUCCUCUUCUGGAGGCAGCCAAUCCCAGCCCUCGACCUGUCCGAACUGGAGGACCUGGGUUUGAUCAAGGAACCGAUCAAUCGCAGCAAAGGAAAGGAUAAGAAGAGGAGUCAGGAUGAGGAGGAGGAGCUGUCUGAGUUCUCGUCCUUUAACUAUUGGAGAGCUCCUCUGGUCAGCGUCGAUGCUCUGUUGGCCGACCUCAGCCUGCUGCUGUGAACGCACCACUCAGUCAGCUGGCCUGACCUCUGACCCUGGAUCAUCCCAUCUGUCACUGAAUCUAAACGUCUGCUUCAACUGACCCCAUGUUCAUCCUAAACUGCAUGUGUAACUGGUUUAAUGUGUUCACACUGAGGAUUUCAUCCAACAACCUGUCAGUGUUUUAGUUCUGUAUCCACACAUCACUGCAGUUAAUGAGUUUAACCAUAGUUUGUUCAUCACCGCUGAGUUUAAAUGACCUGAAAUAUGUUUUUACAUCAGAUUAUUUAUUUAGAGUUAUUUAUUUGUUUCCAUCUGUGCCUUGUUUCAUUGUAUUUAUUUGCUGCUGGAGCAUCAUGAAGACAAACUGCAGCUCAUCUUAUGUUCUGUCACAAAGAAUAAAGCAAAAUGUCCUUUUUUAAUUA
Molecule: messenger RNA, 797 nt
Organism: Sphaeramia orbicularis (orbiculate cardinalfish)
Lineage: Eukaryota; Metazoa; Chordata; Actinopteri; Kurtiformes; Apogonidae
Gene: mllt11
Product: MLLT11 transcription factor 7 cofactor
Exons: 3
Coding region: 145-393 (82 amino acids)
Biological process (GO): positive regulation of mitochondrial depolarization; positive regulation of release of cytochrome c from mitochondria; positive regulation of DNA-templated transcription
Cellular component (GO): nucleoplasm; cytosol
Source: RefSeq, a predicted model, not a curated record